GUGCCCCUCACAUGCGCUUUUGUGUAGCUGGACGAGCAAAUUCGAAUCAUCAAAAACCGUAUAUUUGGGCCUUACAGUAUGGCAAAAACCACACAGCUCCCUCGCCAACGUAUUGCGAACCAGAAUUUCCACAAAAAUGUUAUUCGUAAAGUGAAAACCAACUCGAAGGCUUCUGAGAAGAAGGUUGAGAACACUGUUGCCAAAAAAAUCGCCAUUUUUCUCUUAAUUGUCCUGUGUGGAGGUGCUGCCUUACAGCUUUUGCGUAUUUUCUUUUAGAUGAAAUAAAAGUCAUUCGUUAGGACAUGCCUGUUACAAAACAAACGAUUUGUGAAACAAAAAAAAGAGCAUUUACAGCUGGUAAUGAAUUAGUGAGGAUAAGGGAAACACCUA
Messenger RNA from Schizosaccharomyces japonicus yFS275, 390 nucleotides. RefSeq lists its product as hypothetical. The transcript is spliced from 3 exons. NCBI's taxonomy places the organism in Eukaryota, Fungi, Ascomycota, Schizosaccharomycetes, Schizosaccharomycetales, Schizosaccharomycetaceae. Gene Ontology annotation, cellular component: endoplasmic reticulum membrane; membrane; endoplasmic reticulum. The record is from RefSeq and is a predicted model, not a curated record. The coding region runs from base 79 to 276 and encodes 65 amino acids.